AUGAUGGUUUUCCUUUGGCUUUCUGGAUCCUGUGGAGAGAUUGUGAUGACUCAGACCUCAGGAUCCUGUGGAGAGAUUGUGAUGACUCAGACUCCGGAUUCUAUCUCUGUGUCCCCGGGACAGACAAUCACCAUCACAUGUACAUCUAAUAAUUACAUUGGGCUUGCAAUAGCCUGGUACCAACAGAAGCCCCACCAACCUCCAAAGCUUCUUAUAGAUGGUGCACGCGAUCGUGCAUCUGGGAUCCCGGACAGGUUCAAGGGUUCAGGAUCUGGAUCUGAAUUUGAAUUAACUAUUACUGGAGCAACUGAAGAUGAUGAAGGGAAAUAUUACUGUCAGCAGUAUUGGAACACACCUCUCACACAGUGA
Staurois parvus is the source of this 369-nucleotide messenger RNA. The record is from the annotation of a GenBank genome assembly. NCBI's taxonomy places the organism in Eukaryota, Metazoa, Chordata, Amphibia, Anura, Ranidae.